This is a messenger RNA of Ochotona princeps (American pika), 1854 nucleotides long. RefSeq names its product gap junction protein gamma 3 (gene GJC3). Bases 379 to 1203 code for a protein of 274 amino acids. Gene Ontology annotation, cellular component: connexin complex. The record is from RefSeq and is a predicted model, not a curated record. NCBI's taxonomy places the organism in Eukaryota, Metazoa, Chordata, Mammalia, Lagomorpha, Ochotonidae. Gene Ontology annotation, biological process: cell communication. The transcript is spliced from 3 exons.
GGUCCGGAUACCCUGGGCCAUCCUCUACGGCUUUUCCAGGUCACAAACAGGGAGUUGGAAGGGAAGUGGAGCAACCGGGACAGGAAUCAGUGCUUAUGUGGGAUCGUGGUGUGUGCGAGAUCUGCAAGCCCACCUCUGUUCAGUCAGAAAACAUGCCCCUUUUUCUUCAAAAACAGAGAGCUUUCUCCCGAGCCUGCCUCCAGCUGCAAUUCCUUCACCCUUCAGGAAAGCUGCCAGAAAUGCCGAGGGGAGGGGGAAGCCGUGGGUGGUGGCAGGAGGUGGGGCCAUGGGAAGAGUUGGGACCCCACGCUGGGCUGUAGCUGGAGGACUCCUCUCUGCUCCUUUUCCUGCUGUUGGUGCCUCUGCUCAAGCUGCAGGAUGAGUGGCCAGUUCCUGAGGCAGCUGCUGGCCGAGGAGAGCCGGCACUCCACAGCCGUGGGGCGCCUCCUGCUCCCCGUGCUGCUGGGAUUCCGCCUGGUGGUGCUGGCUGCCUGCGGGCCUGGGGUCUACGGGGAUGAGCAGAGUGAAUUUGUCUGUCACACCCAGCAGCCAGGCUGCAAGGCCGCCUGCUACGACGCGUUCCACCCCCUCUCUCCACUGCGCUUCUGGGCCUUCCAGGUCACCUUGGUGACCGUACCCAGCGCCCUCUACGUGGGGUUUGUCCUGUAUCACGUGAUCUGGCGUUGGGAAAUAUCAGGAAAGCUGAAGAAGGAGGAGGAGACCCUGGCCUGUGAAGGGGAGAGCAGUGGAGAUGGCUCAGGGACUGGGAAGCUGAGGCUGCUCUGGGCCUAUGUGGCACAGUUGGGGGCUCGACUGGCCCUUGAGGGAGCAGCCCUAGGGGGGCAGUUCCACCUGUAUGGGUUUCAGAUGCCCGGUUCCUUUGCAUGCCGUCGAGAGCCUUGCCUCGGCAGUAUAACCUGCACUCUGUCCCGCCCCUCCGAGAAGACCAUCUUCCUCAAGGCCAUGUUUGGGAUCAGUGGGCUCUGUCUCUUCUUGACCCUUUUGGAGCUGGUACUUCUGGGUCUGGGAAGAUGGUGGAGGAUCCGGAAGCAGCGAUCUUCCUCUUCCAACUACUUCCCACCUUCAGAGAGCGCUAAAAGUCACAAGGAACCAACCAAUACUAUCCCAGGGAUGGAAACAAAACAGAAGCUUCGGGAAGCAGGUGAGGAGGACGGCAGUGGUCUUCUUUUGUCCUGUCCCUGAUGUUUCUGUCCUGAUCAGCUUCUCCACCCUACCCACCUUGUGCAGCACAAGUGCCACUUCCAUGUGUUGCUAAGUAGAUAACCAAAUUCCAGGCAGAGUGUUCUGACCAUAGCUCCCAACUCGUUCCCUAGUGUCCACUCUCAUCGGAUGGAUGAUUCCCUCCAGGGGCCUGGACAAGAGUUACAGCCCAUUGUAGCCCUUCCCUUAAGUCUGUUCCCUUUUAGGAAUGAAGUCUCAGGUUCUGCUUAAUUACUUUGCAGCAUUGUGAAGACACCCGGAUCACCUAAAGAAAACCCUAUGAUUGGAUCUUCUCAACAUCCAGUGAGUGGGGAUUCACGUUCAUGACAAAAGAGAGGCUGUUGAAGGGUCUCUAAGGGCCGUGGUGAGCCAUGCUGUCUAAGGCAUUUCUGGGAAGGGUUCCUGAUCGUGCUUCUCACAAGAAUUCUCACAGGUCAGCACCAGAAUUUUCCAAGAAUUGAUUCCAGAGUCAGCCGGAAGCCUCCAUAAACUGUGCUUCUCCCCCUGCCCUGCUCAAUAAAUGUUGACAACUGCUAUUGGCCUUCUUGUUGCUGCAGACACUCCUUCCUGAUUCAGUCUCUCCACUUAGCUUUCUGCUGCUCUUAAUUCUUUACACUUUCCAACCUCAAAGUC